Molecule: messenger RNA, 694 nt
Organism: Ailuropoda melanoleuca (giant panda)
Lineage: Eukaryota; Metazoa; Chordata; Mammalia; Carnivora; Ursidae
Gene: SLC25A29
Product: solute carrier family 25 member 29
Biological process (GO): mitochondrial L-ornithine transmembrane transport
Cellular component (GO): mitochondrion
Molecular function (GO): high-affinity L-arginine transmembrane transporter activity
Source: RefSeq, a predicted model, not a curated record
CCAAAGGAGAAGGACGAGGAGGAAGGGCGGCCUCACCGGGGACCCGGCAAUGGCGCUCGACUUCCUGGCUGGAUGCGCUGGGGGUGUGGCAGGCGUGCUCGUGGGACACCCAUUUGACACCGUCAAGGUGCGGCUUCAGGUCCAGAGCGUGGAGAAGCCUCAGUACCGAGGGACCUUGCACUGCUUCCAGUCAAUCAUCAAGCAGGAGAGUGUGCUGGGCCUGUACAAGGGCCUGGGCUCGCCCCUCAUGGGGCUCACCUUCAUCAACGCGCUGGUGUUCGGCGUGCAGGGCAACACCCUGCGGGCGCUGGGCCGCGACACACCGCUGAACCAGUUCUUGGCCGGCGCGGCGGCAGGCGCCAUCCAGUGCGUCAUCUGCUGCCCCAUGGAGCUGGCCAAGACGCGGCUACAGCUGCAGGACGCGGGGCCGGCGCGCACCUACCGCGGCUCGCUGCACUGCCUGGCGCAGAUCUACCGGCGCGAGGGCUUGCGCGGCGUCAACCGCGGCAUGGCGUCCACGCUGCUGCGCGAGACGCCCAGCUUCGGCGUCUACUUCCUGGCGUACGACGGGACGGAGAGGCAGCUCCGGGUGCCCCCUGGUGUCCCGGAACCGAAUGCUCUGCUGAUGCACCCCAGCUGCUCCAUGGCCCAGCUGGGCAUGCCCCUGCUGCCGCCACUCCCGCUGACCCGCUAG